AUGCCUCCCAAGAAGAAGGAAGAAGAAGUCAAGAAGGUCAUCCUCGGAAGAGCCUCCAACACCCUCAGAAUGGGUCUCGUCGGUCUGCCAAACGUCGGCAAGUCAACCACUUUCAACGUUCUCUCAAACUUGAGUGUUCCUGCUGAGAAUUUCCCAUUCUGCACAAUUGACCCCAACUUGGCGAAGAUCUACGUGCCUGAUCAGAGAUUCGAAAAGUUAUGCGAGAUCUAUAGACCCAAGAGCAAAGUUCCAGCAACUCUUACUAUUACCGACAUCGCUGGUCUCGUGAAAGGAGCUUCAGAAGGUGCAGGUCUUGGAAAUAAUUUCCUAUCACAUAUUGCAGCUGUAGAUGGUAUUUAUCACGUAGUCAGAGGUUUUGAGGAUGCUGAUAUCAUUCAUGAAGAGGGAGAUGUCGAUCCAAUCAGAGAUAUGGAAAUCAUCUAUGGAGAACUCAUUGCCAAGGAUGUCCAGAACCUUAAGAAAGCAAUGGAAGAACUAGAGAAAGUUAUUAAGAGAACCAACGCUAAGCCAGCUAGAGAUGAGUAUGAAGUUUUACAGAGAGUUGAAGCACUAUUCAAAGAUUUGAAAUGCGUUAAGGAUGGAGAAUGGAGUGCAAAAGAUAUUGAAUUCUUGAACAUGCACUCUUUCAUCACAGCCAAGCCAGUAGUGUAUUUGAUCAAUAUUAGCAUUGAGGACUAUGUUAAAAAGAAGAACAAGUAUUUGCCAAAGAUCAGCAAGUGGAUCUCAGAGCACGGAGGUGGCCCAAUGAUUCCUUAUUCAGCUGACUUUGAGACUAAGGUCACUUCAAUGGGAACUGACCCAGAGGUCAGAAAGAAGGCUGCUGAAGAAAUGGGAUCCCCAUCAUGCAUUUCUAGAAUCAUCAAGGUUGGAUAUACUACUCUUAGAUUAAUCCAUUACUUCACUGCUGGAGAAGACGAGGUCAAGUGCUGGACCAUCAGAGAGGGUACAAAGGCACCUCAAGCAGCUGGAGUUAUCCACACAGACUUUGAGAGAGGAUUUAUUUGUGCUGAAAUCAUGAAGUACGACGAUCUAGUGACUCUAGGAUCAGAACAGAAUGUUAAAGCUGAAGGCUUGUACAGAUAGAUGGGAAAAGAUUACGAAGUACUUGAUGGAGAUAUCAUCUACUUCAAAUUCAACGUCACUGCUCAACCCAAGAAGAAAUGA
Stylonychia lemnae is the source of this 1185-nucleotide messenger RNA. The record is from the annotation of a GenBank genome assembly. Lineage: Eukaryota; Ciliophora; Spirotrichea; Sporadotrichida; Oxytrichidae.